CACUGCUAUUGUCCAGUGUGCCCUGAUAUUCCAAUUGUUUCAGAAUGCAAGGGAGAUCACGAUAGCACGAUGGAUCCUCAUCGUAUCCCAUCUCAUCCCGAAAAUUACGCAGACUUACAUCUACAGCUGGUCGGGAUCCUGUCUAAUUGCACAGGUGACAAGAUAUUUAUUCGAAUAAUUACUGUGGAAUGCGAUAUGAAUCACUUGGCAUCAUCACAGAGCGACGAGUAUCGCGAGGCUAUCUAUCAAGUUGAUUGGUUUUCCAAGAAAAGUGUGAUGACUUCUGUCAUCAUUAUGCUCAGUCAAAAACCACUCAAGCUCACUGCCUGCAAAUUUUUUGUCGUAUCCGUGGAGAUGUUCGUUAUGAUUCUUCAGACGACUAUCUCCUACUUUUUCCUGCUGAAGACCUUGGACGAAUCGAAAUAAUCCCCAACAGUUCCGGAACCCACUGCGUGAUGGUUAAAUUGAUUCGCUAAACAUAAUUAC
Molecule: messenger RNA, 486 nt
Organism: Fopius arisanus
Lineage: Eukaryota; Metazoa; Arthropoda; Insecta; Hymenoptera; Braconidae
Exons: 3
Coding region: 70-426 (118 amino acids)
Biological process (GO): sensory perception of smell
Cellular component (GO): membrane
Molecular function (GO): odorant binding; olfactory receptor activity
Source: RefSeq, a predicted model, not a curated record